Molecule: messenger RNA, 1922 nt
Organism: Vigna angularis (adzuki bean)
Lineage: Eukaryota; Viridiplantae; Streptophyta; Magnoliopsida; Fabales; Fabaceae
Product: alpha/beta hydrolase domain-containing protein WAV2
Exons: 7
Coding region: 219-1184 (321 amino acids)
Biological process (GO): proteolysis
Cellular component (GO): membrane
Molecular function (GO): palmitoyl-(protein) hydrolase activity; serine-type peptidase activity
Source: RefSeq, a predicted model, not a curated record
UAGGAUGUUAAAAGAAGUCAUAGGUAUUUUUUGGUAUUGGCUAGGUGUUUCCCGAGAAAGAGAAAAGAGAAAGGUGCCCCAAUUUUGAAAUCAAAUCCCAAUCCCAAUCACUCUCACACUCACUCACUCCAAUUCUCUUCUUCUUCUUCUUCUGUGAUGCCAGUUCGAAUCAAGAAUUGAGGCAAAGCGAAGAUCAGAGUGAGUGUGAGAGAGAGAAAAUGGUUUCGUAUGUGAACAUCUUGUUGUACGGCGUGGGAGGGUUGGUGGUAGCAGGGAUGGCAUUGCUGGUGGCGUUUCAGGAGAAGCUCGUCUAUGCUCCGGUGCUUCCAGGUCUCACCAAGUCCUACGCCAUCAAUCCCUCUCGCCUCAGACUCACCUACGAGGACAUCUGGCUCCGCUCCUCCGACGGCGUUCGCCUCCACGCCUGGUUCAUCAAGCUCUUCCCCGAUUGCCGAGGUCCGACCAUUUUGUUUUUUCAAGAAAAUGCUGGAAAUAUUGCUCAUCGUCUUGAAAUGGUUCGAAUAAUGUUGCAGCAGUUACAUUGCAAUGUUUUCAUGCUUUCUUACCGAGGUUAUGGAGCAAGUGAUGGUUAUCCUUCUCAACCUGGAAUCAUAAAGGAUGCUCAAGCUGCAUUGGACCACCUUUCCCAAAGGUCUGAUAUUGACACAUCUAGAAUUGUUGUAUUUGGACGAUCACUUGGGGGUGCAGUUGGAGCUGUACUAACAAAAAAUAACCCUGACAAGGUUGCUGCUCUGAUACUUGAAAAUACAUUCACGUCUAUAUUGGAUAUGGCUGGAGUUUUGUUCCCCUUUUUGAAGUGGUUUAUUGGAGGAAGCUCUGGAAAAGGUCCUAAAGUGCUCAAUUUUCUUGUACGUUCCCCAUGGAGUACUAUUGAUGUUGUUGGCCAGAUCAAACAACCUAUCCUAUUUCUCUCUGGAUUGCAAGAUGAGAUGGUCCCCCCAUCACAUAUGCAACUGCUUUAUGCUAAGGCAGCUGCUCGUAAUAAUCAGUGUCUCUUUGUGGAGUUUCCUACUGGCAUGCAUAUGGAUACUUGGCUGGCUGGUGGUGAUCACUACUGGAGAACAAUUCAGCAAUUUCUUGAACAGCAUGCCCCAGUGCGAAAGGAGCAAAAUGCAAAUGGUAAUCUUUUUUCCUCAUGCUGUGUUUUAAAGCUAGGCCAGUAGCAUGGAUGGGUUAAGAGCGUGGGAUAACUUUUACUUAGUGUGCGUUUGGUUUACCGUUUACAAGGCACCAGAAGUACUUUCACACUUUCCAAAGCAAAAAUGGAGAAGGAAGUAUAUUGGUGGAUUGGGAAAGACGUGGGUUACGUUAGACCCAACUUUUCACAAACACUGCAUGAAUAAUUUACAAUUUUGUAUUUCAGAUGUGAAAGUUUUCUUGUUCUUUUUGUCUUUUCCUUUUUGUUAGGCUCUGCAUCUACGAUCUGUCCAUGUGUUAUUCUCUAACUUGAUAUAUCCUUUGUUGCGAUUGAUAUUUGUUCCUCUUUUAACCACACUGCUGGCAAUACUUUUUUAUUUUUGCGCUUGCUCACUUGUUUUAAUACUGCUGCCAGAUAUUGGGGCGAGAUGAUUGGCUGGCAUUAAAUUAUUUCAAUGAUACUAAUUGGCUAACUAAGGAUUCACACAGUUUCUGUCCUUUGAAGUUGCUGCCCUUGAGAGCUCCAUGUGAGAAGCUGCUUCCUACUUGGACAUGCUGCCCCACGUCAAGGUAUAUAUCAUUGAACAAUUUUGAUUAGGUUGUGGUUUCCAGAAUUUGGAAGAUGCGCAGACAAUUUGUGCUACCCUUUUCCUAUACUGUUACGGCAUCUACAUUUUGGGUGCAUGAUCGAAUUUGACAAAUGACAUGUAGAAUAAUAAUUAUUUACAUAAGCUAUAUUAUAUAUACAUGUAGUGUUUGUACUA